This is a messenger RNA of Paramecium octaurelia, 2164 nucleotides long. NCBI's taxonomy places the organism in Eukaryota, Ciliophora, Oligohymenophorea, Peniculida, Parameciidae. The record is from the annotation of a GenBank genome assembly.
AUGCACUAAAUGCAAUAAUAAUCGAUCCAUCAAUAAAAAAUAGUCGAACUUACAAAUUAAGGUAUUCAUAAAGUGGCAUAUUCGUAGGAUUGUAUGUUUAAUUAGAGGAAUACAUCAGGACGAAUCAAAUAACACAACAAACUUAUUCAUAAGCCUUUUUGGAGUGCAUACAGUAUACGAGGGAUAGCGAGGAUCACUUUCAAUGCAUCCAACAAAUUUUAAAGUAAUUAUUUUUCAAACUUUAAGACAAUCGAUUGAUUUUAAUUAUAAAGACAAUUAGGGCAACACGGCAAUAGUUUAUGCAGCGAGGACAGCCAAGAUUAGUAUUCUCAACGAAUUAAUCAAAUACAAAGAGAAAAUAGAAACUAAAUAAAUUAAGCUUGCUCUUGAUAUUGCAAUCCAAUCCGAAUAGGAUAAUUGGGAUAUUGUUGAAACUCUCUUAUAAAUUACGUCUCUCGAUAAACCAUAACAUUUAAUUAAAUCCUUACACAAGGGCAAUUACAAGACAGCUGCAAAAAUAAUUGAGAAAUAUGGAGCAUCUGGUUAAGAUGAAAAUGGAGACACAGCCUUACAUGUGGCAUCUCGCAAAGGAGAGUUAAAUAUCAUCAAACAGAUCUGUCAAAAGGAGUACCUAUUUCAAAAGAAAAAUAAAGUGAAUCAGAUUCCUUUGGAUGUAGCUUGCAAUGAAAAAACAAAAGAAUUGUUAAUUUUGGAAGAGACUCAAUUUACAAAAUCUCCCAAUCGAAAAAAAAAGUAAGAGGAAUUUCAAGAGAAUACUCAGAAAAUCGGAAAAUAGGAAGAAUAAGCUGAUAUUCUACCAAAGCUGGUUAAAGUUGUUUAAUAGAGAGAAUAAGAGACUUAGACUGAUCUGAAGGAAAAGAAAGAAUUGGAAGUGUAGUUUCCAGAACCAACAUAUAUAAACCAACCUUUCUAUAAUCAAUUGAUUUGCGAGUCCUAAUUAACACUACCACAACACAAAAUAAGUUUGGAUGAUAUAGUUAAGUAUGCAAAUUUUAUGUGAUUUUAUAGACAACUUACCUUUGAAAUCAGCACAUUUACCCAAGAACUCAGUAAAUACUUGGAUGAACAGAAACCCAUUAUUGAUAAGGUAGUCUAAUUAGUGGAUGAGGUAUUUGUAUAUUAAAUUGAGUGCUUAGACUGUUCAAAAUGUGCAACCGAAAUCUCGUGCUUUUCUCUAUGGAUCUUGCUAAACGGGACUGAAUUUGUUGGAUUCGGAUAUCGAUAUUGUUAUUGAGACUGUUGAGUAAGAAGAGAUCAUCUUGUUGUUCAAAUUGGCAGAUCAAUUCAAAGUAUCAUAGAAUUUAGUUUUAGAGGACAAGCUUUAUCAAGGAUGUUAAAGUAAUUGAUAAUGCGAAGAAACCUGUGUUGAAGAUGCAAUGUUCGAAAGAGUUCUAGGAGAAAUUAAUUGAUAUCACGAUUAGUAGGAAUGAUCACUUUGGAAGGAAGACUGCCAAUUCCAUGAUGGAGUUCUAGAAAGAGUUUAAAUAGUUUAAGAGUUUAGCUUUGAUGUUGAAGUUCUACUUCAAGUCAAUAAAUUUGUUGAAUGCAUAUCAAGUAUUGAGUGCUUUAAUAAGGGUGGCUUGAAUAGUUAUUGUGUUUUGACUAUGAUUCUGGCUCUGUUGCAGAUCAAAAGAAUCAGAGACAACGAGAAUGAGGAGAUCGGCAAGACCUUUUUGGACUUCUUUGAUCUCUACAGUCAAGACAUAGACUAUUACAACAAAAUAAUCAACAUAGUGCCUUCCUCAUCAGAGAAUAUGCAAAUUGAUGAACCCAAUAUUUAUUAAUAGCAAUAUUUUUAAUUGUAUGCAUCUUUAGUUAUAUAGUUAGUGAUCAAGGAUAUUAAGAGUUGAUUAUUUUGGAUCUCCACAAUAAAAGCAACAACAUUGCCAGUAGCACGUUCAAGAUUAAGAAUAUUAAGGUAUGUUGUUCUCAUUAAAUGAAUGAAUAGAAUGCUCUUAGUUUCGGAUAUAGUGCAAUUCUGAAUGCCAAGAAGUGUGAGCAACCUUGUUUCUUCUCCAGAUAUAACAAGCCCGUUUGUUGCAUAUUGAAACAAAUGAUUUAGCAAUCAAAAAACAAUCAUUUGAAUAGCCACUACAAAAGUAAGUAACCCUUCUAUUUGUUUAAUUAUAAUAAUACUUAUUGA